AUGAGUGUAUCCGCCGGACCAGUAAUUUCGACCUCGCCCUCACCGCACCCCUUUCCAUUACUGGAGCCCAGAGAUGGCCGACUGACGAACGACAAUCGUCAUGUUCAUGGUCAUGAUCAUGGCCAUGGUCAAGCUGGGGCGUUCUCUUGGCCACCCAGAUUUUUUAGGCGUCAGUCCAUUUCGAAGAAUUGGGAGAAUUCACCUUGGGUUACAGCUGUGGUUGAAACCAAGUCUGAAACUCUGAGUCCAGAAGAACCCGAGGAGUCAGAUGAGACUAUCUAUCUAACCCCGGAAGAACCUGGGGAAGAAGACACCAUUUUUUUCCUCAUAACAGAAGAGAAUUGGGCAGCGGACAAGUCUCGCGUAGCGCCUCUUGUCGCAUUUCUUCAACGUGCAAAACUGGAGGAGCUCCAACAGAGAGCCAGUCACAUUCCGCCUGACAACAUUGCCAUACUCAUUGACGGCAACUUUUCGGAGAGUAAGGUCUGUCCUCGGCAGUAUCUAGGCGCCUUGUCAGCAGUGAGAUUGCUAGAGGAAUUGCAAAAAAAGCGCUACCAUGAAACCUCUACUGGCGAGGAAGGCGACACCAGAGACGCUGACGCUGAAGCUGAUGCGGAACGACGUCUAAUCUAUGUCGUUGAUACUGACCGGUGGGCCGUCCUUGCACUCGUGGGAUCUGCUCCAGAAUCACUCUACCGGCAGUUGCCCGACUUCUUGCUUAAUUAUAUCCUAUCAAAGCCUUCUCUUGGCGUGCAUUUUUCGACGGAAGGUCCUGAAACCUUUGUCAUGGAGUUUUCAUUUCCAUACUGCGUGUGGAGAACGUCGAAAACCUUGAUGCGAGACCACCGGUCCAAAAGUUCAGACAGAGAAUACCUUAGGUCUUCACGAGAUGUAACAUUCUUACGCGCUCUUGCAGGUUCUCAAGCUAGUAGCGACGGCAUCGACGCCAUCUACUCGAGCCACAUUAGCUGCAUCGUCACAGGUUACGAUCAGUUUCGCUGGACUUGUCUACUGCUAUGCGAGGCCUGGUUUGAAGUCGAAGUCGUUGGCUUGCCAACGCCAGAUAGCAUCGCACGAUAUGAAGGUGAGCAGGAGGAUGUGGUGGAGUCGCUUGGCGUGGUCAAGCUCUCAGAUCCUCUACGCCGUGGAAAGAGUGACAUGUUUGACACAACCGCUACAAUGUGGCUUCCUCGCCCGUAUUUUCUUCGCGUCCUCGAGAUCCGCCUCGGCCAGAUCUACAAAGAGUUCCAGGGUUUGUUCUACAAUUUUGACAAGUGGAUGACGGGCAUUGACGAGGAGCACCGGCGUCUGCUGCAACGCCUGCGCAAGUCUGCACGUGUCAGUCAGAUCACCACGAGAUGGGACGAUGUCCUAGAUGAACUAGACGAGUUCGAAGAGGGCAUCCUCUUAGCGGAAGGGAUAGUGAAAUCCCUGUCGCAAACUAUGGAAGGGGUCGUUUCGAUUGGCGACUUAUUCAUGACAACGGACGUGAACUACUUUCUCCACACAGAGGGCCGACCAGGUGACAUAUCAGCCUGUUACCCUUACCUAUCGCAGAUACGAAGGACAUUCUCAGACCUUCGACAAUUGCGCAUAAGAUUUGGGAACUUAGAGACACAAUAUCAGGGAAUGAUCAAGAAUGGGUUAGCUGCGAGGGACCAGGCCUUGCUUCGUAUGAAAUUCAAGAAAGCCCAGCCGGUAGCCGGUCUAUCUCCAGUAUCGAUUCCUCCUUCCGCUGUUGUGCCCCAACAGUCUAUGGUCGUUAGCAUUUCGGCCUGGAUGACAACCAUUUCUCAACCGCUUGUCAACAUAGCCGCCGUUUUUGGCUGUGACGAAAUCAUAAGAUACACCCGCACGCCCGGUAACUUUCUGAUCUCUCUUGCUUUGAUGAGCCUGGGAAUGAUCAUCAUCGUCUGGAUUUGCAUACGACUGGCCUCCGGUGAUUGUGAAUGGCCAUUCGUCAAUCGCUCUGGAGAUACAGGUACCACGACCCACGCGAAUACCAAUUCCAGGGACAAUUCAGAAGAGACGAUUGGAGGCUCAGCGGCACGCUCAAUCCAACGGCGCACCAAACUGCCCACAAGGUUCAAUAAUUGGUUGCAGAGACCUCGCGUCGAGGAACACCUGCCUUUCAGAGCGACCAUCCCACAUGUGCCACAUUCUCUGGCUCGUGUUGAACUCGCCGCAUUGGAGUUUAGGGGCGCGACCGAUUCACAACUGCAUCAGACCGCUUUGGAUCAGACAAGUUCAGUUGCUAGAGUGCGCGAAAGAGCAUGA
Messenger RNA from Colletotrichum godetiae, 2277 nucleotides. RefSeq lists its product as uncharacterized. The transcript has 7 exons. The record is from RefSeq and is a predicted model, not a curated record. NCBI's taxonomy places the organism in Eukaryota, Fungi, Ascomycota, Sordariomycetes, Glomerellales, Glomerellaceae. Bases 1 to 2277 code for a protein of 758 amino acids.